AUGAAACACAAGGAAAAACAAAAAGAAGGAAUCAUCACAGAAGAUGAUGAAGAAGGAGAAGAUGAAGAAUUGAAUGGAAUCAAAUUGAUUGAAAAUUCUAAUAAGAGUGAAUUUAGUAAAGUGAUCAUUACAGUUUUACCUGAAUUUUAUAUUAAAUAUUGUCAUGACUUGAUUAAAUUAUUUGAAAUUUUAAGAAUACCUAAACUUUUAUAUUCCAAUCUUUAUCUUGAACUUUAUCUUUCUGGUUUCUUACUUGGUAUGAACAAUGAUCAAGAUGAAGAUGGUGAUGGUGAUAAGAUACUGGUAGAUGGGUCUAUUAAGAAACAAGUUCAUUUUUGCUAUCUCUUUGACGCGUUGCCUCGUCCCCAUGAUUUAUCUCAAAAGAAAGUGGGCGAGGACAAGGGAAAUAUGCGUCAGUUAAUGGUAGCAAAAGCAGCAGUAAAGUAG
Melampsora larici-populina 98AG31 is the source of this 447-nucleotide messenger RNA. RefSeq lists its product as uncharacterized. The coding region runs from base 1 to 447 and encodes 148 amino acids. The transcript has 4 exons. Lineage: Eukaryota; Fungi; Basidiomycota; Pucciniomycetes; Pucciniales; Melampsoraceae. The record is from RefSeq and is a predicted model, not a curated record.